AUGGAACACGGGCGAACACCACGCAUCGGCGAUAUCCGCCGAUUCUUCCUACCGCGGUCGGCAGAUGGCGCCUCUCAGGUACCAGCAGCACGGACCACCGCAGCAGCAGCAGGCGGCACCUCCACACAAACAGCAGCAGCAGGAGCAAAGAAAGCACCACUCGGUGCUGCAUUGACACCUGCUGCUGCUCUUCCGGCAGCAUCACGUGAAAGUGCUGGUGCUGAUAAGCAGAAGGCUGCAGGUGCUGCGCGCGAGGAAGCAGCGGACAGCACAAAGGCGAGCAGCAGCAGCAGCGGUAGCCGCAGCAAAAAAGCCGCAGCCUUCCCCAAGAAGCGCAAAGGUGCAGCAGCAGCAGCGGAUGGCUUUAGCGGCGGGCAGCAGACAGAUGCGUUGUUCACGUCCGCUGGUGACGCGGCUUCAGCCAUCGAUGUGGACGUCUCGUCUCCCACGAGAGCAGCGCGCCUGACUCCAGGAAAAGCCAGGAAACAGCAGAAGCAGCAGCAGGAGCCGCCGCAGGAGCGCGGCGCAGAACAAGAGACGGUCCAUUCUCCGCAGGGCCACGGACAGGAGAAGAGGCUGAAGCAGAAGCAACAGCAGGCGUGCAAGAGCAAGCCACCACGGGAGAAAGCAGAGACGACCGCCGAGGGAGAUGGAAAUCCCAG
This is a messenger RNA of Physeter macrocephalus (sperm whale), 662 nucleotides long. Its product is annotated as myristoylated alanine-rich C-kinase substrate-like. Lineage: Eukaryota; Metazoa; Chordata; Mammalia; Artiodactyla; Physeteridae. The transcript has a single exon. The annotation marks the transcript as partial. The record is from RefSeq and is a predicted model, not a curated record.